UUUCUAAUUGCUUUUUUAUUUUUUUUGUUAUUUCCUUCAGUUGACUGAAGAAGUGGAAUAUAUUGAGUCUAUUUUUGAAUUUGUUGUCAGUGAGACAUUUUAUCGAACAGUCUGUGUGCGUUGCUGAAACUAAAACGAGAACGUGCUAAGUGAAAUUUGACUUUAAGAAACUAGGUGUUUCCUCGUCUAAUUGUCUGGUAGCAUAAUCACUAAUCCGAGUGUUUGAUCAGAUAGAGAAUUUUCCUUACGUUAGGAUUAUCAUCAUCAAAGUUUAUGCUAGUGCUGAUUUAGAACUUACAUAAGCGUUACUGACAUUUAUGACCUGUUCUUUUGGGUAGAGCUUCAAUUCAGCUUGUUUAAGUUCGUUUCAGUUAAGUUCAUUUCAGUUGAGUUUAGCUACUUUCCUAUCAUAGUUUUACUUCAGCUCGUUUCAGUUUGGCUUUAUUCCAUGUAUCUUUAAUUACUUGCAAUUGUAGGCACAAGUAUCUAGGAGAGGAUAAAAGAUGUGGUGGAGACCGUAACUUGGAAAAUGACAAAUAAUUGGGAAUUAUAGGUAGGAAGAUGACAAAAUUAAAGGAAAAUAUUGGUACUUUUUGGUGUAGAGGUGAAGCCAGACAAUAUUUAUAGGAAGAGCUAGUAAUUACUCAAGCAUGAAGCAUUAGGCCAAGGAUUAUAUUAUAAUGUAAUUGAAAAAAAACGGAGAGUAGAAGGGGGGGGGGGGGGAGGCUUCCCCUUGUGCCCCAACAUGACUUUGCCCAUGUUUUGGUGGAUCAUGGUUUCCAAAUAAACAAAUGUACCUUAUAGAAAGAGAGAUUAUUUUAUGGAAAAGAUAGCAAGUAAAAGAAAAGGUAGGGAAUAGUAGUUAAUGCUUGCUCUGAGUUUAUGACGCAGCCACUGGAAUGAUCUGGUCUGGUUUUAGAUGAGAGUUGAGACACAUUGGAGCCAAUAGUCAGUCUUCUUGUUCCCGUCACUAUGUGUGCGUAAGUUAGUUGUGGAGGAUGGGGCCUUGAAGAAUAGUUUUUUCUUGUUUGGUGCUGCUAGAUGCCUGAAUUUAGGGAAAUAUGGUAUGUCACAUCGCCAUAUUCUAGGAACAUGAGGGUCACAAGCCUGGAUUGUCAAGUGGUUGCAGUUUGCAAACAAUAUGAAACUUUGUCAGUGGCCAUUACGCAGGAUUCACAAUUGCCUUAUGAAGCUUUCUGUAUCACGAUUAUUACCUAAGCUACUUCUCAUGAAUCACGUUGUUAGGAGUUAUUCCUGCUAAAUUAUGCAUUCAACAGAGGGUCAUUACAUUUAGCCUUUUCCCCCCUUUUGGUUGAGGUCUAUGUAAUUAGUAGAAGUUACGAUAACAAAUGUACUGCCUUGUCAAAUAUGAUCUUAUUCCGUGAUCUUACUUUUUUGUGUAUAAGAUUGUCUUCCUUUAGCAAAGAUGAAAUUAUGCUGGAUGGUCCCAGUGAGUAUUAGAAAUGAAGAAAGUGCUUUAUAUGGGGUUCGUAUCAUGUUAAAUAAUGUGCCAUACUAAUUAUUUCGGUAAAAUGAUCUAGUAUUUUACUUAAGUAGUCUCUCGAAUUGGCUUAAGUAACUAUCAAAAAGGAAAAAGUAACACAUUUUUGUUUUUACAUCAAUAUGCCGAUGUUUCCUUGCAUCAAUUGUUUGCAAAAGGUACCCCCUUUAUAAUCCUCAAGUUUUUUGGUAUAUAGAAAGUCAUAAAAGACAAUGAUGUAGAUAAGGAUUCAAUAUGCUUUGUGUACCAUCCCCCACAAGAUGACUUAGAUUAGUGAACCCACACAUACACCCUGUGAUCUUAAAUUGUAAUUGAUGAAUAAUAAUGAUUCUUUAUGGGGAUGGUGGGUUUAUUUUUUUCUUUAUAUAAGCAAAGUAAUUAAAUAACCUAUAUCUAUUUAUUAUUGAUUCUUGCUUUCCAAGCUAAUAAUCCUUAAUGUAGAUUGCAUGCCAAACUUCUUAAAAUCUCCUAAUUAACAUAUUCUUCAAACUGAGAAAUGUGGCAAUCAAGUUAUGUUAAACUAAGUGAGAAGGCAACAUGCAUCUUGCAUGCCAAUGAUAUUAGUAAUUUUUGAAAGCCAAGCAUUGAGCAUGCGUCCAAGACGGCAUGCUCACAAGCGUUUUAUUGUUUAAUGCUUGAAGUGUGAAGGUUUAUUUGACUUUAAUUUGCUUGAGUACUAUCUGCAUUCGUUUUUUUUUUUUGGCUAAGUACAAAUCUUUCAUACUUUUUGGGACUAUAAUAUCCCCCGUCCCCAAUCCCAUUUUGUUACUUUAUUAACCGUUGUGUUGAGCGGGUAAGUAGAGAGAGAUUGUGACAACCAUGUCACCUGAAUACUAAAUGGAGCAAUAUUUUAGGGAUAAACGAAAGUAUAAGUGGGGCAAUCUUCAAAUGACGGAGGUAGUCACUAGUGAGGUACUAUAUAUUCGAUCAACCAAAUACCCUUAUUCACCUCUUCUACCUCCUUUGUCUUGUUUCAAAGCCUCAGCAAACCACUUUAAACACACCACAAGUAGGAAAUCACAUGAUGACCUCAGAGCAAGCUGGCCGAUAUCACAUAUUUUUCCUCCCGUUCAUGGCUCCAGGUCAUAUCAUUCCAACUUUGGACAUGGCCAGAUUAUUUGCAACUCAAGGAAUCAAAUCCACCGUUGUUACUACCCCUGCAAACCUGCAUUAUUUUACUGAGACCCUCGAUGUCCAUACCCAAAAACCUGGUAUUGAAAUCGACCUCCUUACCAUGAUAUUCCCUUAUGAGGAAGCAGGACUUCCAGAAGGGUGUGAAAAUUUCGACUCUAUCACCUCCCCUGAGAUGUUCUACAAACUUUUUAAGGCCAUUGAUCUUCUUCAACACCCUUUUACAAACCUAAUGGAAAAAUACCAACCUAAUUGUUUAGUAGCUGAUCCUUUCUUUUAUUGGGCUAAUUCCAUUGCCACUAAGUUUGGAGUUCCACGCUUAGUAUUCAAUGGAAGUAGUUACUUUUCCCGGUGCAUCAUUUCUAAUUUACUUCGUUUCGAACCUCACAAGAAUGUUUCAUCUGAUUCAGAAGCUUUUAUCGUUCCUGGUGAUCUUCCUCAUGAGAUAAAGUUAACAAAAUCAGAGUUAGCACCUUACCACAAAAAAGAAGGUUCGGAUUCUUUACUUGAACUGAUGGAUAAAAUAAAAGAAGGGGUGAGUGGAUGUUAUGGGGUGAUAAUGAAUAGCUUCUAUGAGUUAGAAUCUGCUUACAUUGAUUAUUAUGAAAAGAUUACAGGUAAUAAAAGCUGGCAUAUUGGACCAUGUUCGCUUUACUUUAAUGAAGGAGACAAUAAUGGAGUUGAUGAUCAUAGAGGGGAAAUGUCUUCAAUUAAUGUAAGCGAGUGUAGGAGAUGGCUUGAUGGCAACGAGGUUAAUUCAGUCCUUUAUAUUUGUCUUGGUAGUAUGUCAAAUGUGCUAGAUGCUCAACUGCAUGAGAUUGCAGUAGCUCUUGAAGCCUUGGAUCAUCAAAACUUUAUCCUAGUUGUGAGGAAGGAGGACACUAAGGAUUGUUUCCCACAUGGGUUCGAGGCAACAGUUGAAGGGCGAGGUUUGAUUGUAAGAGGUUGGGCUCCACAAACUAUGAUUCUUAAUCAUCCCGCUGUUGGUGGGUUUGUGACUCAUUGUGGGUGGAACUCGAUAUUGGAAGGGGUGAUCGCUGGUGUGCCUAUGAUGACAUGGCCCCUUCAUGCUGAGCAAUUUUAUAAUGAGAAGUUGGUAACAGAUGUUUUGAAUAUUGGUAUUCCUGUUGGAGCUAAAAGAUGGGUUACGAGGAUGGGGAUUCACAACAUUGUCAUUGGUAACAUAGAAAUUCUGAAUGCAAUGAAGAGGGUAAUGCUUGGUAAAGAAGCUGAAGAUAUGAGAAUUAGGGGUAAGGAGCUUAAAGAGAUGGCAAGGAAGGCUGUUUCCACAGGGGGAUCAUCUUGCUCUCGUUUAAGUGCUUUUAUAGGAGAAAUAAAAUCAUACAAGAACUGAAUCUAUUUCCAAAGCAAGUGGCAAAGAUAUCCAUGCUUUUUUCAAAUAAAGAUACACUAGAAGUUAGGAUGUUUUGCCUUUUUCUCAAGAUUGUCCCUUUUCUUUAGAAUGCAUUUUUCGUUGUUUUCAGGUUAAAAGGGUCAAUUUUCUCUCGGUGUUUGUUUUAUACUUCUAUAAUCUAUUGUUAUUUAUGCGGAACUUAAAAUUAAGAUUUUACUUCUGUUCUUAUUUUCUAACUACCUUUUUUUUUUCUCACUGGGAUCCAAACUAGGCCAUGAUUCAAUUUUCUGUCUACUUUUUUCUCCAUGUCUUAAUAACUUUGAUCUUUUGAGUUGCAACAAAGGAAGUAGUAUACUUUUUUCUCAUAGUUGAUCAGUAUUUCUUUGUUAUAGCAAAAUUCUGGUAGUGUUAUUUUUUUUUAUUUUUUAUUUUUAAUAAGGAGAACAAACUUAGACUAGCACCCUAAUCUGGAGGCCAGCCUAAAACAUUCUGGUAGUGUUAUAUCAUAAUUAAUAUUUAACUGAGAAUUAUAGCAUAAUUAUUCGUCGUUUGAUGCUACUAAAUAUUUUGUUUUUUUAUUUCUAGAUUAUUGGUAGUGCUUAGUUAUCUUUUUAUUUUAUUUUUUUUGUAAUUAUAAAUUAAUUGCCCAUUUGGUAAGCAAUUAUAAAUAAUGGUAUUGGUAAUAUAUUUUGUUACAUAUUAAAGGAAUUCUCAAGCGAACAUUCAUGGUAAUGCUACUUCACUAUAAAACAUCUAUUUUCUUCCUAAAAUUUAUAAUAACCCGUUUCCACUUGGGAAUAUGAAACUUAUAUGGUAAUACAAAUUUACAAGGAAAAACCUAUGUUUGGGGAUAAAGUUUUAUUACCAUGAUAUUAACAUGAGAUUUUUUUUAAAAAAAUUAGACUAAAUUGUAUAUUGAUAACACUAUUUAUGUCUACUAGAUCAACUUUAACAGUGCUGUUUGAAGCGACUAUUCUUUAGAUACACAUGUCAUAGUAAUAUUGAGAAGUUGACAUUUACGGCUCGUUUGGUAGUUGGUCAUAAAUGGUGGUAAUGGGAAUGAAUUUGUGUGUAAAUUUGUGAAGAAUAUCAUUGUUCAUUCCCAUGGUAAUGCUAAUUUAUCCUAAAGUGUCCACUUUUUUUUCUUGAAUUUUCAUUCCCAUCCAAUACUUCCUUGUAGGUAGUAAUGAGUGGUAAUGAAUUAAAAUUGCUUUCACUUGUAGACAAAAACACAAGUUUAGGGUUGAGAUUGCUUGCCCAUGGAAAAAAAUGUUUCUCCAUGGAGAUUUUAAGAGUACUUCCCUGAUAAAAUUAUACUUAAAAUUCAUUCCCAUUACCGUAAUUUAUUAAGGACUACCAAAUAGACCGUUAAUAUCUCAUAUUCGGUACAAUUGUAUUACAUUAAGGCGGCCUAGACCACAAGCUCAACAUGGAGUAUAUCUUUGGAAUCACGGAGCAUACAUUGAAUCUAAAUACAAAUAUCUCAAUUAUUUUAGUUGUAGACUGUAAUCAUAUAGUGGGAAUAUCCUGAUGCACACUACAACUAGACAAUAUCCAUUAUCCAUGUAAUAAUUAAUAAACAAACAACCUUCAACCUCUUCCUUUUGCUCUUCCAUUGUCAUGUUCCCAAACCAGAAAAACACUACGCAAACUCUCCAAAUCAUACCAGAAGAGUUGACAGAAAAAUGACCACCUUAGAGCAACAUAAAUUUCACAUAUUUUUCUUCCCUUUCAUGGCUCCAGGCCAUAUGAUUCCGACUUUAGACAUGGCUAGACUAUUUGCAAGUCGAGGAAUCAAAUCCACCAUUGUUACCACCCCUGCUAACCUGCAUUACUUCACUGAAACCAUCAAAGUCCAUACCCAGAAAUCCGGCAUCCAAAUCGAUCUCCUAACCAUAAAUUUUCCUUCUGAGGAAGUAGGACUUCCAGAAGGAUGUGAAAACUUCGAAUCUGUAACUUCCUCUGAAAUGUUCCACAAAUUUUGUAAGGCAGUUGAUCUUCUUCAACACCCUUUUGCAAAUUUAAUGGAAAAAUACAACCCUAAUUGUUUAGUAGCUGAUCCUUUCUUUUCUUGGGCUAAUUCUGUUGCUAGUAAGUUUAGGGUUCCACGUUUAGCAUUCCAUGGAUCGAGUUACUUUUCUCAGUGCAUUGUUUCGAGUUUACUUCACUUUGAACCUCACAAGAACCUUUCUUCAGAUUCUGAAACUUUUGUUGUUCCUGGUGAUCUUCCUCAUGAGAUAAAGUUGACAAUAUCAGAGUUAGCUCCGUAUGACAAAAAUGAAGGUCCAACAUUUUUACUUGAUUUGAUGGGAAAAAUAAGAGAAGAGGUGAAAGGGUGUUAUGGGGUCAUAAUGAAUAGUUUCUAUGAGUUAGAAUCUGGUUAUAUUGAUCAUUAUGGGAAUAUCUUGUGUAUGAAAAACUGGCAUAUUGGACCAUUUUCGCUGUACUUUAAUGGAGGUGGUAAUAAUGGAGUUGAUGAUGAUCAUAGAGGGAAAAUGUCUUCAAUUGAUGUAAGUGAAUGUAGGAGAUGGCUUGAUGAGAAAGAGGGUAAUUCAGUCAUUUAUAUCUGCCUUGGGAGUGUGUCAAAUGUAUUAGAUGUUCAGUUACAUGAGAUAGCAAUAGCACUUGAAGAUUUAGGUCUAAGUUUUAUUCUUGUUGUAAGGAAAGAAGACACAAAGGAAUGGGUUUUAGAUGGGUUUAAGGCAAGGGUUGAAGGACAAGGUUUAAUUAUAAGAGGUUGGGCACCACAAAAAUUGAUUCUUAGACAUCAGAGUGUGGGUGGAUUUGUGACGCAUUGUGGGUGGAACUCGAUACUAGAAGGGGUGACUGCUGGUGUACCUAUGGUGACAUGGCCCCUCCAUGCUGAGCAAUUUUACAAUGAGAAACUUGUGACAGAUGUUUUAAAGAUUGGUAUACAAAUCGGGGUAAAAAAAUGGGUUCCAAGAGUAGGGGAUCAUAAUAUUUUGGUUGGAAACAAAGAGAUCUUGAAGGCAAUGAAGAGGGUGAUGAUUGGUGAAGAAGCGCAAGAUAUGAGAAAUAGGGUUAAGGAGCUCAAGGAUAUGGCAAGAGAGGCCAUUUCUGAAACAGGAUCAUCUUAUUCUCAAUUAAGUACUUUAAUUAAAGAAAUGAAAUCAUACAAGAACUAGAUCUUCUUAAAAUGCAAGUAGCUGAAUUAGCCUCCAUCAUUCGUUUUGUUUGUUUAGAGGGUGUGUUCGAGGUUGGUUUUAUGAUAGUUUCCUAUUUAGCUGAGUAAUACUUUAUGUAUCAUGAGUUCAAGAUUGCAUAUUUUUCUAAUCAGAUACCAGAUAAAUGCACAAUGCUUCAAGUAUAUAACCUUUUCUCUUCGCUCUGAAGCUACUAUACUAUAGUUCUUGUUAAGAGGAUCACAUAUUACUGUAGUUAGAAUAGAAUAUUACCUAAUUAGUAGCUCAUUUAGUUUAGGAUACAUGAGAGAUAGCUGUGAUUGAGUGAGCACAUAGACACCUUUUGGACAUGGUGAGACAAAACUAAUCCUUUUGGACAUGGCGAGACAAAACUAACAAAAGGCUUAUUUUAGGAAUUAGCGAGCACAUGCAUAUUUAAGUAUAUAGACAUGUGACAAGUAGCAAGAAAUUAACAAAAGAGGAGAUGAACAAGGGCAUGGUGAUAUAUACUCACCCAUCAAAGGGGAAAGACUUAGUGAUUGAGUGAAUUUUCCGAGUCAAAAACCAAUGGCAAAAAAGAAAAUAUACUAUUUUCAACCUUUUUAUCUUUAAUUACCAAUAAGCAAAAAUUGCAAAAAGUUGAUAUUUGGACAAUAUAUAUUGAGAGAAACUAAUAAGAUUUCACAUGAUUAUAUUUAUCUUUAAGUACAAAUCACAACGAGAUUGUAAAAGUCAUGUAUGUGAAUUGUAUCAAAAGUCAAAAUAGGUCAUUAAAAAAAAAGGAAGUAUUUAUUAAGGAUCAAGAAGAAGAAAAUAGAACUUGAAAGAAAAGGGAAGAUGUUGCAUGGCCAAGUAAUUGUUGAAUAAAUUAGAAUCUCUUUAUGGGAUUAUUUUAGUAUCUGUUGUGGAGAUCUCCUUCUCCAUCUAUGAGAGUUGUAUGGUUUUUUUUUUUUUAAUUUUAGAUAUGAUAAAUUGUUCUCAUUGGUUGAAGUUCGAGACUCAACAUAAAGAUAUUAGAAUCUAGGAUGCGAUAAACAUGACUCGAUCGAGAAUGUUCUUCCCAAACUAUGUCAGAAUGAUAGAUUUCCUUAUUAAUAGUUGUUUGAUUAAGUAAAUACAAGGGGGCUGCGUUGUAUACUUGUAUUGCUCGAUCUGGUUCAUUGUAGUUUCUUCGAAGACGAAUUUGAUUUAACCUUGUUUGAUUAUAUCUUCUUUUUCUUUAGUAUCUAUUGUAGAUGUCAUUUGACCUUUAAUUAAUGAAAUUUCUCUUUCAAAAAGAAAAAGUAAUUAAUGACAUGUGAUCUAAUUGCAGGUAAUCUUAAAAAGAAUUAGAGUGUGUUUUAUUCACACAAAUAUUGACUUCUAACUUGUUUGGUAGAAAUGAUUUAUUACGAAAGAAAGGAACUGGAAGGAAAUUCAUUAGUUUUUAAUGUUUGGUUAGAAAAAAUUUAAGUGAAAGAAAAUGGAAAGAAUUGGAAGAAUUUUUUUAAAAUAAAAUUUUACUUUUCUUUUCUCCUAAAAGUGGGGGAAUUUGGGAGGAAAGAGAAAAUCUAAACCACACACGAGAUUGUUGGGUUUCGGGUUAGGUUGGUGGAUUGCUCAAUAAUUGUCAGCUCUAGGUGAAAGGGAAGAGAAAAUGGAGAUUGAAGAGGGAGCAUAUGGUGAUGAUAAUGGUGGUGGUAUUGUGACAAAAUUUAAAUGAAUUUGAAAAUUACAAGAUAAUUAUUUUUAGUUGGUCUUCUGAGAGACAUACUUUUAAUAUAAAAUUAGGCAAGUAGGUAACGGUUCAAACCCAACAUUAAGAUCUUUUCAUGUAUAAUGACUAGUUGAACUAUUUAGUGACCAAUUAAUCUAUUUAGAACUAGUAUAAUCUAUUAAGUAAUCACAUUCCUAAUUUAUUUUAUUUAUAGACUAGUUUAAUUAAUUCGAUAAGACCAUUGAAAUAUUCUUAAAAAUGUUUAUUAUAGUUCGAGAUUCAAUGUGAAACAAAGGAGAAGGGACGACUAGGUUGGUGUGAGAUGUUUGGGGAUAGCGUUGGGUUAGAGUUUGAUGGAUUGAUCUUGUUAGAAAAAGUAGGUUCCAAUUUGUCUAAUUUUAUAUCAAAAUUAUUCUAAUCUCAUAUUCUUAGAUUAAAAAAAUAUGGUUAUAAAUCUUUGAACUUUGUGAAAAAAAAAAAUGAACGAAGCUAAUCUUCCAAGACAGAAAGAGUAUAAUAUUGAGAGGUGAAUCCCAAUUUCAAGUUGAAGGAACUUGUCCAAAAUUUUCAACUUUUGCCAACUAUUUUCAAGUUGAAUUCAAUCUUUAUUUCGUGGCAACAUCAAUGUAAGUUAAAUUAAAUACACUUUUGCUACGGUUAGCUUCCUGUUGCAUCUGAGCGUCAGAUAGUCAGAAGUAAACCAGCUAGAUAUAUCAGAUAUAUAUGCUGUCAACUUGUCAUCAUGAUGCAUAGUAAGUCUAUUGCCUACUAGAAACACUUGGUAAUCAACUGGUGGAGUCCAAAAGAGACUCAAACACCCCAAAAAAACACAAUGGUACCAUUAUAACCUGGCAUUGGUACCAAGCAAACCCUUGCCACACGCUCGUGAAAUCUUUCAACACAUAAAAUGAUCAAUCUGCCCCCUUUUGAGUCUACCAAGAGACUCAAACGGUUGGAUGCCUAGCCAAGCUCUAUUGCCUACAUCCCUGUUCUUUUGUGUUGAAGUAUAUUAGACUGAAUUAAAAUACUUCAUCCGUUUUAAUUUCGUGGUGAUACUUUUCUUAUUUGGCAUGUUUCAAUUUAGUUGUGACACUUUUUUUUUCACCUUAAAAUGCAAAGUUUGUGAUUGUGAUUUUAUGAUUUUAUCUUUGUUUAUGACAUUUAAUGAAAUCGAAUCCUGCUUAAUAUAACCUCAUUAAUCAUAAUCUAAUUAAAUGACUCCCACCAAAAUUUAACCCCCCAAUUACCUUUCAUCAAUUGCAUUAGAAAAAACCCCAACCACCUUUUAAUCAAUUAAAUCCCCACCCACAAUUACAUCUCACCCUUCAUUUGUUCAUCUCCUCCAAACCUCAAUUCAACUUUCUCUCUCCUCACUUCACCUCUCUCUCUCCUUAAAUCUCCACUCCUCUUCAAAUUAAACCUAAUUUUUCAUACUUCAAGUUAGAGGUAUUUGCGGUUUGGGUUGGUGCGGUUUGGGAUGUAACCCAACCCAAAUCGCAAAUAUAUAGUUGGACAUUUUUCCAACCCAAACCGCACCGCACUUUUGUCCAAACCAACCCAAAUCGAACCGCGCAAAACGGUUUGGUGCGGUUUGGUUUGGCGUUUUACCAUUUUUUCUUCCGCAAUAUUAAUUUUGUAAUCUAAAACUUAAAAAAAUUUGUUACUAAGAGUCCAAAUAGAUAUGAAGUUGACUUCAUAAUUAAACAUAAAUAAUAAUCUAUGACCUUUUAAAAAUUGCAAAUGAUGCUACUGUUCAAAUAAAUAGUGUUGAGUCACAAAACACUGAAAUUCACUCUUCAUAAGAAGAGGCAAUCUCAACCCUUCAUCUGUUCUUCCAUCUUAGCCACACGAUCUUUUUCUUUCUCUCUCCUCUUCUUCACGUCUCUCCUCUAUCCUCUCUGUUCUCUCUGUCUUUCUCACUGUUGAUCUAAUGUGUGUUUUUCUAAGAUCGAGUGGAAAUUGAUGCCAAACUUGGAUCAACAAAGCGCCAAACUUGGAUCAACAAAGCGCAAAACUUGUCAAUCAGUGGGUUCGUUUUUCUCCUUUUUUCACGUCUCUCUUCUAAUGCGUCAAUUUCCCCCCCAAAUUUUCACUGAAAACUGUGUAAUCUGGGAGAUGAACAAAGACCGGCCGUCUAAUCCUCUCUAUUUCUUCAUCUUCAUCUGGACUUUUGAGGUACAAUUAGAUAAUAAAGGAAAUGAUUGAUGCUAAUAAAUUUCUCAUGAAGCCAGUAAUAAGCACACUCGAGGCACCAAAUUGAAUCUAGCAUCAAUUUUGUGGCUUCAGGUGUUCGAUAUGUAAUUGAGAUGGAUAUGGUAGUUCAAAUAUGGCAUCUACAAUUAUAGUACUUGGGUUUUUUUCCCAGAAAAUUGAACUACUUGCAAUCAGAUAAUGUACCAAUUCAACAACUUGUUACACGUCUCAUAGAAAAACUAUAUUGAGUUGGCCGCAGAUUUAUUUAAUGAUGCACAUAAUGUAUCCUUAUGAUAUUAUAUCAAACCUUAAUGUAACUCAAAGUUGAAAACAAGGUUGGAGGAAAAAUUGCAUUGAAUUCUAUGGUAAAUAGUAUGAAGAAUACCCCCCCCCCCCAAAUCGGGAAACUGCACUGAAUUUUUUAAUUUGAUUCCUUUUAAUUUCCGUGGUUAUUUUUCUGGGUAGAAUAAUGUUCAAAUUAUAUAAUGAUUUGGGUCAGUUUUAAACUUGCCUUGUUUGUUCAUCAGCAUUUGUCUUUCUAUUUCCUUUAAUCUAUCAUUUCCUUUUUUCUUUGUGUUGCUUAAUUGUUAUUGCACUCAAAACUAAACUUUCAUUCCUUCUGUUUCAAUUUUGCAGCUACAAUAAGUAUAACAUGUUGUAAGCUUAUUUUUUGAGUGACUAUAACAAUUAAAUAAUCAGCUAGAGGAUAGACGUGCAAACCUAAAAGGUCAUCAUUCUGCACUUUCCACAGAACAUCAGCCCCUCAAAAACACCAUCUGAUGCAGCUAUGAGCAACGUGGACAAAUUUCGCGACUUUAUCAAGCACGUGUAUGUGGAUAGGAGAUACAGUGGUGAAAGAGGUAGCGGCAGACCUCCAUGCGAAAAACUGGAAUAGAAUGAUCACCAAGGAUAAACAUUAUUGAAUCCAGAAGCAGCCAUGUUGUUACAGUGGAGCUUUCUUGUGUUGAGAUCAACGAUAUUGAAGGGGAGAUGGAUGAGAAAAUGUAUAACAUGAUCAAAUAACUUCUUAGUGUUUAUGCUAAAAGGGGUAAACUCGAAUUGUAUAUCUUUAGCGACCAUUAUAUUCAGUUCCAAUAAAUUGAUGUUUAGGAUUAACAAAAGUUUGUUGACUUUAGCAAUGAAUUAUCACAAUUUUCGAACAUCAAAAGUGUCAUUUGAAGUAUCAAUGUAGACAAAAUUAUGUGUUGGGAUCAAUAAUAAUCAAUGUUGGAGUGCACAAGAAUUUUGCUCCUUCGCCCAUCGUGAGGAAGUGCAAUUGGAGAGUCACUUGCAUAGAUAGAAUAUACUUCCUCUGUUUCACAAUAAGUGAAAAAUAGAGAAAGUGGAGAGUUAAUACCAAAGAAUUUAGAGAGAGAAAGUUGGGAUCACAAUAAAGUAGAGUGAAUAAGUAUUGAAGUUGUGGUCUCUUCUUACUUUUUGAUGGUAUAUUUGUAAUAAGGGUGAUUUUUUUUUACCAUUUGAAGCUUGAUUUCACUUAUUGUGAUUAUUCCAAAUAAGGAAAGUGUUUUACUUAUUGUGAAAUGGAGGAAGUAAGUUUUAACAUAAGUUCAUUUCUAAGUAAGUUUUCUAACCAGGUUUCAUAAUGUGCGGUUGUGAACAUUCUAAAAGUCAUUAUUUUCGCUUUUUAUAAUUAUGAAAGUACUGGUUGUGAACAUUCUAAAAGUCAUUAUUUUCGCUUUUUAUAAUUAUGAAAGUACUGAUAUCCUUAGAGGGAAUUGUCAAAUUUUGAUUGCACUA
Molecule: messenger RNA, 12776 nt
Organism: Beta vulgaris subsp. vulgaris (sugar beet)
Lineage: Eukaryota; Viridiplantae; Streptophyta; Magnoliopsida; Caryophyllales; Amaranthaceae
Product: scopoletin glucosyltransferase
Exons: 8
Coding region: 2523-3986 (487 amino acids)
Molecular function (GO): UDP-glycosyltransferase activity
Source: RefSeq, a predicted model, not a curated record